Molecule: messenger RNA, 711 nt
Organism: Boeremia exigua
Lineage: Eukaryota; Fungi; Ascomycota; Dothideomycetes; Pleosporales; Didymellaceae
Exons: 2
Coding region: 1-711 (236 amino acids)
Source: RefSeq, a predicted model, not a curated record
AUGUCGGCCUCGGGCGCGCCAUUCGGCAACUCUUACACGCCCACCCCCGACUGGCCCUUCCCUCGCGCGCCCGACCCGCCCGGCUUCUUCGACAACCUGCUCAACCCCGCCGCCCGCGACCCCUUCGCCUACCCCGUCACCUCGCCCUACGACAUGUCGCGCCCGCAGCCCGGUCGCCUGUCCAACGGCUACGUCGACCUGACCUCGCCGCACGUCGACCUGACCGCCCCCGACACCCCGCCGCGCCGCAAGCGCUCGACCGCCUCGCCCGGGCCCUCGGCGAAGCGCCAGAAGCGCCCCGACGCCACCCCGCCCGCCGCCAUCGAGCAAAUCGACCUCUCGCAGGACGACGACGUCCUCGCCGUCCUGCAGAAGCAGCGCGAGCACGCCGUCGCCGCCCAGGCCAAGCCCGAGGAGAUCGUCGCCGCCUUCAACACCUUCAACUGCGUCAUCUGCAUGGACCGCCCCACCGACAUCUCCGCGACUGCCUGUGGCCACCUGUUCUGCCACACCUGUCUCAUGGAGGCCCUCAUCGCGGGCGAGAACCGCGCGGGGCCCGGUGAGCCGCGCCGCUCGCAGUGCCCCGUGUGCAGAAAAACCAUCAGCCGCAACAAGGCCACGGAUGUCAUUCCGCUGCUGCUCAAGAAGGGGCUGGCCUCGCAGCCGAGGCGGAAGGCGGGCGCGAGCGCCGCGAAGACGAAGGUACAGUGA